CUCCCUCUGGUGACGUGCCAGCUCUUUGGUCAGACUCCUCUGCCCUCCUCUAGCCUCCCUGUCUACCCUGGCAGAUCCAUGCUGCUGGAUGCUCCUCACAGAGCCACACCCGCACCAUGAGCGCCAACGGGCCCGCCCCAGACCCAGCCCCUGCUGCGGCCCCAGAGGCCCCUCCCCCCGUGACCCCUGCCCCUGCACCGGCCCCCGCUGCGGCCCCUACCCCGGCCCCAGCAGCUCCUGCUGCACCACCCGCUCCUCCUGUACUGCCCGCCCAAACGUCCACCACCAUCCCGGUAGGUGCUUUGGCACAGAAGAAGCGGGCACAGUAUGCCAAAAGCAAGAAACAAGGCAGCAACGCCAACAGCAGGCCAGCCAGGGCUCUGUUCUGCCUAAAACUUAACAACCCCAUACGCAGGGCUUGCAUCAGCCUGGUGGAGUGGAAGCCAUUUGAUAUCUUUAUAUUAAUUGCUAUUUUUGCCAAUUGUAUGGCUCUAGCUGUCUAUAUCCCCUUUCCUGAAGAUGAUUCCAACUCCAUAAACCACGACCUGGAAACAGUUGAGUAUGCCUUCCUCAUCAUUUUCACAAUUGAGACCUUUCUGAAGAUCAUCGCUUACGGUUUGGUGAUGCACCAGAACGCGUAUGUGCGGAACGGUUGGAACAUGCUGGAUUUCGUCAUUGUCGUCAUAGGACUCUUCAGUGUUGUCUUGGAGCUUUUGACCAAAGAGGAGAAGAUAGAAAUUGAAGGGGACAUUAACCAUCCGUCAAUGCAUGGUCAUGGUGGAAAACCAGGUGGAUUUGAUGUUAAAGCCCUUCGAGCCUUCCGUGUGCUGCGACCCCUGCGGCUGGUCUCAGGAGUACCCAGUUUACAGGUGGUGUUGAACUCCAUCAUUAAAGCCAUGGUCCCUCUUCUCCACAUUGCCCUCCUGGUCUUGUUUGUCAUUAUCAUCUAUGCUAUUAUCGGCCUGGAGCUGUUCAUCGGCAAAAUGCACGCAACCUGCUAUCUUCCUGGUUCAGACACGUUAGCAGAGGACGAACAAGCUCCAUGUGCGAUCUCAGGGCACGGACGCCAAUGCCCUAUCAAUGGCAGUGAGUGCAGGGAAGGCUGGCAAGGUCCCAAUGGUGGCAUUACCAACUUUGACAACUUCCUGUUUGCUAUGCUGACGGUGUUUCAGUGCAUCACCAUGGAGGGCUGGACGGACGUGCUGUACUGGAUGAAUGACGCUAUGGGCUUUGAGCUUCCAUGGGUGUACUUUGUCAGUCUUGUGAUCUUCGGCUCGUUUUUCGUGCUUAACCUGGUUUUGGGUGUGUUGAGCGGAGAGUUCUCCAAGGAGAGAGAGAAGGCAAAAGCUCGAGGAGACUUCCAAAAGCUGCGUGAGAAGCAGCAACUGGAGGAGGAUCUGAAGGGUUACCUUGACUGGAUCACUCAGGCCGAGGACAUCGACCCCGACAAUGAAGACGAGGCCGAGGAGGAGAGCAAACGCAACCCAAGCGUUCCAGCCAGUGAAACAGAAUCUGUGAACACUGAGAAUCAAGCCGAGGUGGAUGAAAAGACUCCAUGUUGCGGGCCUCUGUGUCAAAAGAUUUCAAAGUCAAAGUUCAGUCGGCGCUGGCGCCGCUGGAACAGGUUCUGCCGCAGGAAGUGCCGGUUGGCUGUCAAAUCGGUGCCUUUCUAUUGGCUGGUCAUCAUCCUGGUGUUCCUGAACACUCUGACCAUUUCAUCAGAGCAUUAUAACCAGCCUAUGUGGCUGACACAAGUGCAGGAUGUGGCCAACAAGGUGCUGCUGGCCCUGUUCACAUGUGAAAUGUUGGUGAAGAUGUACAGCCUCGGACUUCAGGCCUAUUUUGUUUCACUGUUUAACCGCUUCGACUGCUUUGUGGUGUGUGGAGGCAUCACAGAAACCAUUCUAGUCGAGCUGGAAAUCAUGUCUCCCCUCGGUAUCUCUGUGUUCCGCUGCGUCCGCCUGCUGAGGAUCUUCAAGGUCACACGUCACUGGCAGUCACUGAGUAACCUGGUGGCAUCUCUGCUCAACUCUAUGAAGUCUAUCGCAUCCCUGCUGCUGCUGCUCUUCCUCUUCAUUAUCAUCUUCUCCCUGCUGGGCAUGCAGGUGUUUGGUGGAAAGUUCAACUUUGACGAGACCCAGACCAAGAGGAGUACCUUUGACAACUUUCCCCAAGCUCUUCUGACUGUGUUUCAGAUCCUGACAGGAGAAGACUGGAACGCCGUUAUGUACGACGGGAUCAUGGCGUACGGAGGUCCUUCUUCCUCUGGAAUGAUCGUGUGCUUUUACUUCAUCAUCCUCUUCAUCUGCGGGAACUAUAUCCUCCUGAAUGUCUUCUUGGCUAUUGCUGUGGACAACUUGGCAGACGCCGAAUCGCUCAACACAGACGAAGGAGACAAGAAAGGGUGACUGUGAAAAAAUAUUGUUUUGACUGAAGAGGAGGAGAACGACGAAGCUGCGGCUGAGGAGGAGGAUCCAGAGGUUCCGUCGGGGCCUCGGCCGGUCAUCUCUGAUCUGGUCAAGAAGGAGAAGAUCACUCCGAUCCCUGAGGGAAGUGCCUUCUUCAUCUUCAGCAGCACAAACCCGUUCCGUGUGUUUUGCCACAAGCUCAUUAAUCAUCACAUUUUCACCAACCUCAUCCUGGUGUUCAUCAUGCUCAGCUCUGUCUCUCUGGCUGCUGAGGAUCCAAUUAGAAACUUCUCCGCUCGCAAUAUUGUCCUAGGCUAUGCAGAUUAUGUCUUCACUAGUAUGUUUACAUUUGAGAUCAUAUUGAAGAUGACGACAUAUGGCGCCUUUCUCCAUAAAGGAGCAUUCUGUAGAAAUUACUUUAACCUCCUGGAUCUGCUGGUGGUGGGAGUUUCCCUCGUUUCCUUUGGCAUCCAGUCUUCUGCCAUCUCAGUGGUGAAGAUUCUUAGGGUUCUUCGUGUUCUUCGACCCCUGAGGGCCAUAAACCGAGCCAAAGGCCUCAAGCACGUGGUGCAGUGUGUGUUUGUGGCCAUCAGAACGAUCGGUAACAUCAUGAUCGUCACCACUCUGCUCCAGUUCAUGUUCGCCUGUAUAGGAGUGCAGCUGUUUAAGGGAAAAUUCUACCGCUGCACCGAUGAAGCAAAGUCCAGCCCAGAAGAGUGCAAAGGCACCUACAUCCUUUAUAAGGAGGGAGAUGUGAACCAGCCUACCAUCCACAAAAGGCUGUGGCACAACAGUGACUUCAACUUUGACAAUGUCCUCAUGGCUAUGAUGGCUCUGUUCACAGUGUCCACUUUUGAAGGCUGGCCUGCGUUGCUUUACAAGGCUAUCGACUCCAACAGGGAGAACCUUGGCCCCAUUUACAACUACCGUGUGGAGAUCUCCAUCUUCUUCAUCAUCUACAUCAUCAUCAUUGCUUUCUUUAUGAUGAACAUCUUUGUAGGUUUUGUGAUCGUCACAUUUCAGGAACAAGGAGAAAAAGAGUACAAAAACUGUGAGCUGGACAAGAACCAGCGUCAGUGUGUGGAGUACGCUCUUAAGGCCCGUCCGCUGAGAAGGUACAUCCCCAAGAACCCGUACCAGUACAAGUUCUGGUAUGUGGUGAAUUCCACAGGGUUUGAGUACAUCAUGUUCGUGCUCAUCAUGCUCAACACACUCUGCCUGGCUGUACAGCACUACGGACAGUCAGCACUCUUUAACUAUGUCAUGGAUAUUCUUAACAUGGUCUUUACCGCUGUCUUCACCGUGGAGAUGGUUCUGAAACUCAUCGCAUUCAAACCCAGGCACUAUUUCGCUGAUGCUUGGAACACAUUUGAUGCCUUAAUUGUUGUUGGUAGCGUCGUCGAUAUCGCUAUCACUGAAGUUAAUAACACUGAGGACAGCGCUCGCAUUUCCAUCACCUUCUUUCGUCUGUUUCGAGUCAUGCGGCUGGUGAAACUGCUCAGCAGAGGGGAGGGCAUUCGCACCCUGCUUUGGACCUUCAUCAAGUCCUUCCAGGCUCUGCCGUAUGUUGCUCUUCUGAUAGCCAUGCUGUUUUUCAUCUACGCCGUCAUUGGCAUGCAGGUGUUUGGCAAGGUUGCCAUGGUGGAUGGUACACACAUCAACAGAAACAACAACUUCCAGACCUUUCCUCAGGCUGUGCUCCUUCUCUUCAGAUGUGCUACUGGAGAGGCGUGGCAGGAGAUCAUGCUGGCAUGUAUGCCGGGGAAACUGUGUGAUCCUGAGUCAGACUACAACCCAGGGGAGGAGAUGACGUGUGGCAGUGGAUUUGCAAUCAUUUACUUCAUCACCUUCUACAUGCUCUGCGCCUUCUUGAUUAUAAACUUGUUUGUGGCCGUCAUCAUGGACAACUUUGACUAUCUAACACGUGAUUGGUCCAUCCUUGGUCCUCACCACCUUGAUGAAUUCAAGAGAAUUUGGUCAGAGUACGACCCAGAAGCAAAAGGACGAAUUAAGCAUCUGGAUGUUGUGACCCUCCUACGUCGAAUCCAGCCUCCUCUUGGUUUCGGCAAACUGUGCCCUCACAGAGUCGCUUGCAAGAGGCUGGUAGCCAUGAACAUGCCUCUGAACAGUGAUGGCACUGUAAUGUUUAACGCCACCUUGUUUGCACUGGUGCGCACCGCCCUGAAGAUCAAAACUGACGGUAAUCUAGAGCAGGCAAACGAAGAGCUGCGAGCAGUCAUCAAGAAGAUCUGGAAGAGAACCAGCAUGAAGCUGCUGGAUCAAGUGGUGCCCCCUGCUGGUGAUGAUGAGGUAACCGUGGGGAAGUUCUAUGCCACCUUCCUGAUACAGGACUACUUUAGGAAAUUCAAGAAACGUAAAGAGGAAGGCCUGGUCGGUGCUCACCCAACCCAGAACAACACAGCCAUCGCCUUACAGGCUGGCCUUCGCACACUGCAUGAUAUUGGGCCCGAAAUUCGCCGAGCGAUAUCAUGUGACCUGCAAGAUGACGAGCUAGUAGACUUUAUUCCAGAGGAAGACGAGGAAAUUUAUAGGCGUAACGGGGGACUCUUCGGAAACCAUCUCAUGAACGGUGGUCAUCGGAGAUCCAACGGCCAUCAGACCAACGCUACACAGAGACCUCUCCAGGUGCAGCCUCCGCCUCACUACGCCCACAUGGACCAGCCAGUGGGACGUCUUUCCAGAGCCAACGCCAUGUCCCACCACAACCACCAUCGUCACCACCACCACCAUCACCACCGACACCACAACUCCUACGGCAAGUCUCCCAAAUCCACUAACAUCAACCUCAACAACGCCAACGUCUCCAGCCUGCCCAAUGGAGGACACCAUCGUUACUAUGAACACGCUCCUCCUAAUGGUUACCCAGGCCAUCGCAGCUCCUACUACGACUAUGAGAAGCCCCAAACGCCGCAGGGUCAAAGAAGGCGCUACUAUGAGACCUAUGUUAGGUCCCGUGGAGUGGAUGGACGCCACCCCACUAUCCGCAGAGAGGAGGAGUUUGAUGAAGACCGCUUGUCUGGGGAGUAUUACAGCGGGGAGGAGUUUUAUGAAGAUGACAGUAUGCUGUCAGGGGACAGGUAUCAGAACAGUGACACAGAGUAUGAGACUCCCAAAGGUUACCAUCACCCUGACAGUUACUACGAGGAUGAUGAGCAGCCACUGUACCGUGACUCACGGAGGUCACCAAAGAGACGGUUGCUUCCUGCAACACCUCAAGGUAACAGGAGGCCGUCCUUCAACUUUGAGUGUCUGCGCAGACAGAGUAGCCAGGACGAGCUUCCACAUCAGCGUACUGCUCUACCACUGCACCUCAUGCAGCACCAGGUAAUGGCUGUAGCAGGCCUAGACUCCAGCAGAGCCCAUCGCCUCUCCCCAACCCGCUCUACCCGCUCCUGGGCCACGCCCCCUGCUACCCCGGCCAGUAAAGACCAGUCUCCGUACUACACACCUCUCAUCAGAGUGGACCACCCACACAGGGGCAGUGUUGCCAGCAGCCAGGUGUCGGUACGCAAAAGCUCAUGGUACACGGACGACCCUGAGUUUUCCCAGAGAACAUACUCACCGGUCCAUCUACAGGUGCCACCCGAGUACCACAACCAGUACCACCAGAAGAGAGGCAGCGCCACCAGCCUUGUGGAAGCGGUUUUGAUAUCAGAAGGGCUUGGGCGAUACGCCAAGGACCCAAAGUUCGUCGCUGCCACAAAGCAUGAGAUAGCAGACGCCUGUGAGAUGACGAUAGACGAGAUGGAGAGUGCAGCCAGUCACCUGCUUAAUGGAGGGAUUGCCCCGUGUGUCAAUGGGGUCAACGUGUUCCCCAUACUGACGCCUCGGGACUAUGAACUGCAGGACACGGCAGCCAGUUACAGUGACGAGGAGCCAGAGACAGAACCGAGAGCUCUUUAUGAGGAGGACCUGGCAGAUGAGAUGAUCUGCAUCACGACUUUAUAGCAGUUGCUGGAGAAAUCUGCAAUUUAGAACCACUAUAUCGAUGAAAAUUAAAAGAAAAAAAAGAAAAACAAAAAAGAAAUGCAUCUGUUGGCUCUGACCAAAAGAAGUGCCUUUAACAGUGAAGAGAAAAAGGCAUGAAGAAGAGAGACACAACAGUCCUGCUCUUUUAAUUGUUCUCCACCUGCCAGCGAAUGAGGUCACGGCACAGAGCCAGACACCACCUCGCUGAGUGCAGACGGACUGACUGCACCUUCCAAAGGCUGUGACACACAGCGUCAGCCUGCAGCCAAUCAGAGAUAAGGACAUCAAUGCCAGGGAAAGAUGGACCAUUGGGCAUAGGUGUGAGACACUCUCCAGGGCGGGUCUCUUAGGGUGAUGACAAUCAGAUGUACGAUGUCAUUACCUCGGUCACUUUAUUAAGGUUUGGCAUAUCAUGCAAGUUUUCAAUGCAAGCAUAGAAAGGCAUAUCCCCCCCCUUCCCCACCCCCCCCACCCCCCCAGUCUUUAGAAAAACUUGAUCCCUUUGUCGUUAGAACAGAGCGUUUAAUGAUUGCUAAGGCUGAGUCUAAAAGUGAAGUAGAGCUGUACCAGAUUAUGCAGGAACUUACUGUCCUACUUAUAGCAUCAUUCAACUUGAGAUGUGUACUUUUGAAGCAUUUGUGAUAAAUGCACUAGCAGGCAGGUUAUUUCAAAAAUUUAGAAUAGCCUGGUUAAUAUUUCAUAGUUGAUAUGCUGUAAAUUGUAUUAUAUAACAAAAGAACCUUUGUAAAGAGAUAUUCUAUAUUUUGUAAUUAUGUAUCAUUUAAAAGAUCAGCAAUAUGGACCCUUGUGACUCCUGUUAUGCUACAAAAGCAGCCUUGCAUUACUUUAUUAGGUACAACAGUCUGAUAUUUAUUUGCCUUUUUUUUUGUUUUGUUUAUAUGGAUCCUUUUUUUUUCUUUUUUACAUUUUAACAGGCUCUGCUUGUGUGACAACACUACUGCACAAGAUAUGCAAAAGGCUAAUUUCUUAGCAUAGGGGUUCAUGUGUUAAUACAUCACACCAACACCAGUUGCAUAAGGUUAAGCCUCCUUUAAAGGAGUAUUUUUAGAGGCAAGCUUUAAGGAUCCAGGGCUGAAAUUUUAUACGGAUGUGACGACCACAUUUGUUUGCAUAUUUUGUGCAGGUAAUGCACAUGAAUUUCAAAUGCAUAGUGCAUUUACAAUGCUGCUUUUUUAGUUGGUUUCAGAGUCAAACCUUGUUUCCGUCAGCCCCUUCUCUAAUGCCUUUGUGCUGCUGAAAGAUAGAAAUGUGACAGAAGGUGAUAACAGGGAUGAAUUAAUAUAUCUCAUAGCUUGUGCUGGGAUUUUCCAUGACAUGCUUUGUUGAUCAUGGUGGAAUUCCAUUAAACCUUUGUAAUGAAUCUUGGCAAUCACAUCUCAGCCUUCGUGUAGUGUGUGACGGCAGGAGACAUAUGCACACAUCCAAAGGUCAGAAACAGUCGGGUGUAUAUAGUAGGUGGUGGACAGAGGCUGUCCUGCUGUCAGGAUGCUGGAGAGAGGCUAAGCAAUAUGAACCCCCUCCGCCCCCCUUUCUCUCUCAGCCUGCCUGGUUCCUGCUUACAGAAUACCUCGUUAGGCAACGUGACAACAUAUCAUUGUGUAAGCUUACCUGUCUGUCCCACAGUGGAGUCUGUGAAAGAGAUCAAAAAAACUUUGUGUUUUCCCUUCUAAUCAGAUUUACAAAUUGGGCUAGUAGGGAAAAUCAACCCCGGAUGCAGAAAAAAAGGAGCCCACAAAUAUCACAAUGUCAAGAUUCUUUAUUCAUCCACGAUUAUCGAAAUACUGAAAUAAACAAACUGCAGUGGGCUUUUUCAGGCAUUACCAUGGAGGAUUUAAAUUAAGGAUAUUUAGGGUAAACGUGAUCUGUCGUUCAUGAGUGUUUGAUUUGUAGGCGAGUGCGUCCUGUGCUCUAAUUCAACCGAAUACUGUCAUGAAAAUGUAGGUUUUCCAUUUUGUGUGCACAUUGAAAGGGCUCUUUGAAUUGUUUGUGAGUUUAAAAAAAAAAAGUGUGCUAGUCCUUUUUCUGACAACUGUCGUAUAAAAGGGCCGAUGCACAUAACAGGCACAUGUGUACUAUUCGUAGCAAUUACAGUACUGAUGAACUGAAGAUAUGCAUUAUUUUGUAAACACUUUUAAAAGUUGUGUUAAACUAAAGAUGAAAAGAACUUACUUUUACCUCAUGUCAGGGAUUCCUGAGAAAAGAAAAUAAUGAUUUGGUUAGGUCUAUACCAAUGGUAUUUAAAUAUUAGCACAUAGCUGUUUGUCUUUGCACAAGUAACUGUAUAGUGCUUUUGUUUCUCCUUUUUCUAAACAGAUUUGUGUAUUAAGGUGAGACAAUUUUGUACUUUUUGUGACUGUGUGUAUGGUUUAGUGGAAUCUAUAUUUGUCAUUUACAACUCACCUUACAAUGCUGGGAAUGAAAGAGUAUUAAAAAAAUAUUUUCAAGGUGCACAGUUUCUCUGUUCGUGGGUAGGGUUAAAAAAAAAAAAAGUUUACAGAGAAACACAUUGAUUUGAACGUUUCUAUUAGUUUUCUUCAUAUUGUUAUAAUUAUAAUUACUAUUGCUACUAUUAAUGUUCUGAAAGCUGUAUUAAAAUAGAAGAUAAUGUUAAAUAUGUACAAAAGUAUGGAAAGACCCAUGGUAAUGUUCUCUACUUGAAAGUCUUGAUAUUUGCUCCUUAAUGUUUUUAUUCAGUAAACAUCAUUUCUCUUAGUAGCAAAUGCUUUACUAUUUACCUUCUAGGUUUUGUAUCAAUACAUUUUUUGUAUUUUUCAUUUGAUUUGGGCCUUGACUUUAUUUGAAUCGAUACUAAUCGAUACUAUUUAUUUUCUAUUGACCAUUGAAUAAAUUUAUGCUAAAUUACU
Labrus bergylta (ballan wrasse) is the source of this 9283-nucleotide messenger RNA. Lineage: Eukaryota; Metazoa; Chordata; Actinopteri; Labriformes; Labridae. The record is from RefSeq and is a predicted model, not a curated record.